Neomonachus schauinslandi (Hawaiian monk seal) is the source of this 4594-nucleotide messenger RNA. RefSeq names its product potassium inwardly rectifying channel subfamily J member 15 (gene KCNJ15). Gene Ontology annotation, biological process: potassium ion import across plasma membrane; regulation of monoatomic ion transmembrane transport. The transcript has 3 exons. Bases 282 to 1409 code for a protein of 375 amino acids. Gene Ontology annotation, molecular function: inward rectifier potassium channel activity. The record is from RefSeq and is a predicted model, not a curated record. Gene Ontology annotation, cellular component: plasma membrane. NCBI's taxonomy places the organism in Eukaryota, Metazoa, Chordata, Mammalia, Carnivora, Phocidae.
UAAGAGAAAACAGGUGAAGAAAGGGAGAGAGCUUUCUAGCAGAUGACCUGGGAUGUUUGGGAGCUCUGAAUCAAUCAACAGAGGACCAACCCAUUAAGGCAACUGUGAGUCAUUCAGCGUGGCUUGUGCAGGCUGAGGAACAGCUGGUGCCAAGGCAGAGGCAGAAGCAGAAUCCCAUGGUAGCCAGGUGGGUGAAGGGGAGCGAGGACGUCCCACCUGCCUUGAAGAAGACGCCUUCUGACCUGCUGAGGGAGUGACCAGGUGGUUUCAACAGCCUGACAAUGGACGCCAUUCACAUCAGCAUGUCCAGUGGUCCCGGGGUGAAGCACACUGCAGGAGCUGAACCCAAGACCAACAGACCCCGAGUCAUGUCCAAGAGUGGGCACAGCAACGUGAGAAUUGACAAAGUGGAUGGCAUAUUCUUGCUCUACCUUCAAGACUUGUGGACGACCGUCAUUGACAUGAAGUGGAGAUACAAGCUCACCCUGUUUGCAGCCACAUUUGUGAUGACCUGGUUCCUUUUUGGAGUGAUCUACUACGCCAUUGCAUUUAUUCAUGGGGAUUUAGAACCAAGGGAGGAUGUUUCGAAUCACACUCCCUGCAUCAUGAAAGUGGACUCUCUCACUGGAGCAUUUCUCUUUUCCCUGGAAUCCCAGACAACCAUUGGCUAUGGAGUCCGUUCCAUCACGGAGGAAUGCCCUCAUGCCAUUUUCCUCUUGGUUGCUCAGUUGGUCAUCACAACCUUGAUUGAGAUCUUCAUCACGGGCACCUUUCUGGCCAAGAUUGCCAGACCCAAAAAGCGGGCAGAGACCAUCAAGUUCAGCCACUGCGCGGUCAUCACCAAGCAGAACGGGAAGUUGUGCUUGGUGAUUCAGGUGGCCAACAUGAGGAAGAGCCUCCUGAUUCAGUGCCAGCUCUCUGGUAAACUCCUCCAGACCCACGUCACUAAAGAGGGGGAGCAGAUUCUGCUCAACCAAGCCACCGUCAAAUUCCACGUGGACUCCUCUUCGGAGAGCCCCUUCCUCAUUUUGCCCAUGACAUUCUACCACGUACUGGAUGAGACGAGCCCCCUGAGAGAUCUCACACCCCAAAACCUGAAGGAGAAGGAGUUUGAACUCGUGGUCCUCCUCAAUGCCACCGUGGAAUCCACCAGUGCAGUCUGCCAGAGCCGCACAUCUUAUAUUCCAGAGGAGAUCUACUGGGGCUUUGAGUUUGUGCCUGUGGUUUCGCUCUCAAAAAAUGGAAAAUAUGUGGCUGAUUUCAGUCAGUUUGAACAGAUCCGAAAGAGCCCAGAUUGCACCUUUUACUGUGCAGAUUCUGAGAAGCAGAAACUUGAGGAGAAGUACAGGCAAGAGGAUCAGAGGGAAAGGGAACUGAGAACUCUUUUGUUACAACAGAGCAACAUCUGAUGGCAGUGGUCACCCCGGGUUUAACUCUGUGAGCUGUUUCCACAUCUGAGCUCCCUUCAAGUGCAAAGGUCGCUGUGAAAAUGAAAACGUGUGGAUUCAUUCUAAAAAACUAUACAGACAUACAAAAUCCAUUUUUUCCCUUUGAUCUGGCGCCUAAGCAAACAUUUCCACAUUUGAGAAGGUUCCUCUUUAAAAUGCUUUGUCUGAAGCAAACUCUUAAAAUUCCUAUUUUCUAAAAUGGGGCUGUAUUUCCAAAACCGUGGUGUAGGACAAUUGAAAUAAUGUUGUGCCAGGUGGACAGACAUUUAGCAAUGCUGGUGUUGAAAGGAAAUGUAUUUCGAUACAGGAUAUCAGCUAUAACGUAAGGUGUUUAUUCAAAACAAGUAUCAAAGAUGUUGUGGCCGAGAGUUGAAAUGUGGUUCAGUAUUCCUUUAUGCCAUUGCUUUACAACACCCUCUCUUCGAGCAGAGAAAAUGUUAUCUUUAUUGGAAGCUAUCUGGCAAGUCAAGGGGACUCUGUACUCACAAAAAUAAUAAUCCCAUUCUUACUUGUUUUCAUCAGAUUUAAUUGUACAGAGUGAAAUUGAACAAAUCAGGAGUUAACAGUUGUGAAAACAUACACGAAUAGAGUUGACUCUUUUGUUCACAGUAAUUUUUUUUUGGUUGGAAUGUACUAGCCAUUUUUUAUUCACAAUGUAGCUCACAAACCAGCAGCAUCAGCACCAUCUGGGAGCUUAUUAGCAAUAUAGACUCUCAGGCCCCACCCAGACUUAGAGAAACCAGAGUCUGUAACUUCACAAGACCUCCAAGUCAUUUCAGACAAAUGAAAGUCCGAAAAAUGUCCACUCAAGAAAGUGUUCAAGGGAACUUUCUGAAGCCACAGCACCCUCAGGGUCCCAAACCCACAUGGCCUCCAGACCUAUCCUUCUUUCUUCAGCUUAUUAUUAUGGGCCAAUAUUCUUGUCAGCCACUGCAUUCCUUGUCUAUUAAAAUACCUUGUUUGCCAAGGAACUGCCACUGAUAUCCCAAGAUUGAAAACAGUUGCUUGAGGGUAAUGGUUGUCUCACUCAUGCUAAGCACAUGCUGGUUGACUAUCGUUAGCACAAAAGAAAAAUGACGCCGCAUUAAAAUCGGAAAUUUGCUCAGAUGUUGAAGUCCACAAGGUUGGAUGGGGCCAUGAGGAACAAGAAGACCUGAGGAUAAUGAAUUCAUAUACAGAUGACUCCUUGAAGCAUGGCCGAAAUUUGAUAAUCUGAUGCUAUGUAAAGAAUGCCCUCAGUAUUUAAAUAAAUCUCACGCAACCGAGUGGUAUGGGGUAACAUUUUGCUCUUGGCAGAACUUAGGGGCCAGGAGCCCCAUUUUGGGAAGCAAAGAAUAUACAUGGGCGGGGAUUGGCUGAAUGUGCAAAAGGUGAAUUCUCAUUUCAUUCAAACCAGGACAGACUUGUGUAUUCACUCAAGAAGAAUGGGACUGUAGGUGGGUAGGCACUGCAUGGGCGUACACGUGAACCCACAUACGUGUACACACAGCCAUUUCUAUACAGGAUUCUAUACAUUUCUAUACAGGAAUCCACAUACACACACACAGGCAGGCACAUCCUGGCUUUUCGAGCAUAAUUGUGGAAGUUGAAAGACGUUUGCAAUUAAGACAGCAAGUCAUCAACAAAUGCGCUCACAUUUGUUUUAUUCUAUAAAAAUGGGGACAUUGGGGCUCAGAGAAAAAGGGGAAAUUAAUCUGGAUUCGGGUUAUCAGUGAAAUGAUGCUACGGAUUACAGAAAAUGUAGUCAUAUCUUUAUGCUACCACAUUUUCAAAUGUCCUUCCAUAGAAGAGAAGAUGUAGCUGAAACUUCUGACCUGGAGCCAAACACCUAACACAGAUGUAAGAAUAACAGGGGUAAAGUUAGUUCUAGAAGUUUAAGGGGCAAUUUCAAUGCACAAGAGGCUUUUUCUUUUAUUAUUCAAGCAUUUUUUCUCUCUGUUGAUAAUUUAAUGGCAGAUUGUUUUAAUUUCUUAAAGAAAUUACGUUAGUUUAGUUAGACACGAGCUCUUUUAGUUAUUAUAUGUGGUUUUUUAUUGUCUAUUGUGCUAUAAUCAACAGGAAAAUAAUGCCAUGGGCAUGUUUACAGGUUUUCUGUUGCACUAUUAAAUUCUUUACACAGGAUUUACAUCAGUGCUAAUUUGAAUGUGAUCAAGAUUAGGAAUCUUGCAUGCUUACAUUGUAUUUGGUACACUGAUGUAGUGUGAGAUGGAGAAAUCUUCUGUUUAUUCAUUUAGCAUUUCUAUUGCAGCCAAAUCUGGAGGACUUGAUCAUUUGAUCUUUUGCACUAUACACAAAACAAAUAUGCCGUAUCUUAAAAGCCAAUACUUGUACAAGUCAAUAAGCCAUACUGUAAUAUAAUAUUCUGUAAAUAGUUCUAAACUUGCAUCUGGUUUGAAAGUUAGCAUUUCCUUACUUACUAUGACUUUGUACACAAUACUCUGGUGUUAACAUACUAACAAAAGAGGUUAGGUGGUAGACUUAUUUGAUUAAAUCUGGAUAGUCUUUUGAUGGAAACAGAUUCACGCUCAACACCUAACUAAGAAGUAAUCAAACUAAUGGAAUGUUGUUGACUCAAAAAGCCUUUUGCAUUUUGAAACAUUUCCAAUGCAUCAGGCCUUCUCAGUGAGACCAUUCAAAAAUGUCAUGUUCCGUUUUAAAAACCACAAAGCAAAUAGCAGUAAAUCAGUGUAAUCGCAAGCUGUGUCUUAUUGCAGUAAGAAAAUAUAUUGUACGUGCAUGGUACCUGGUAGUCAAUGGUCCCAGACAGCAUAGCCAAGAUUCACUCAUUGAUCCUCCCUAGGAGCCAACUCUGGAGUCGGGGUGGAGUCGCACAUUGGUUCCUUUCUCAUGAGGGGGGAUAUUACAGCACCUGACGAGACUCCAGAAAUGUAAAAUAACUGGCUAAAAGUGAAAAAAUGCCAUGAACAAGUGGACCAGGUUUUGAGGUGACUUUAAAUAACAGUUCAUUUUUCUUUGAAUUGAAUUUUCUAUUUUAAUUGAUGGUGAUUUUGAUACAAUUAAAUGUAAAUUAAAAUCUAUAAAUAAGUGACACUUCUACUCCUGUAUGAUUCUUUCCCUCUUCCUUGGAUCCUCAGCACUCAUAUCAUCUGGAGAAAGAAGGAAAGGUAGACAAAAAGCAAAGAAGG